GGCACGUGACUCUUCCCGCAGAAGUGCAUGGAGUGUUUUGAGAAACACUGAGGCAUCUUCUCACAACUAUGCGCGUUCUUCACUCUGAAAUAACAUAGAGAAUGCUGUAAAUCCACUUAUCCGCCAUGCUGAGUCGCUUGCAAGAGCUCAAAAAAGAAGAGGAGACUCUUCUGAAGAUCAAAGUCAUGCUGCAGGAUCAGCUUAACAGAUUAAAGUUUGAAGAGGGAGCACUGAAGUCAAUGAUCAAUGCCCAAUCUGAGGAGAGCUCAACAGAACCUGCUACCCCCGAGGUUGAGGUCAACCCAGAUGACAAGACUGAGAUCAACCAGACUAAGCUAGUGCUAGGUGCUCCCAUUGACUAUGAAAUGGAGGAAGAGGAGGAAGACGAUGAUGACGUCGAAGAUGAUGACCUUGACAUGGUGCUAGAGGAGGAGGAGGAGGAUGACGACGACUACUGAGUUUCCGUUCAAAUAGCACAAGAGAACUAUCAGUAACACUUGCAAUUAAGUGUUUGACGUCCAAAAUGGCAUGCCAAAAGAUACGUGUUAAUAGCUUGUUAGGUUUGAUCUGUUUCUCUGUUUGUCUGAGGAUCAUGCUGCAUUGUAUAGAUUAUAGGUAAGAGACACCUUGGGAACCAACCAUAAAAUGAUGUGUAGCAAGCAUAGAAGCUCAAAAACAUCUUUUGGUACUGUAUAUGAGGGUCAGCCUGCACUUUUAAGUUAUUUUUGUAGAUUUAAGACUCCAGUAUUGCAUUUCCUUAGACCUAUUAAGAAGUUGUAUGUAGCCUUUGUUUCGAAUGGUAGUGCAUUGAGGUUGAAUGUACUGUUAUGAAUCUGUUGUUCAGUUCAUAGUGUUUGUAUUUAUGUUGUGAAUUUUUCUGGGGUACUUUUAAAAGUAACCUGAGUGGCAGAAGGAACGUGUGUGUGUGUAGGUGUGCGUGUGCGUGUAUGUAAUGCAUGUGCAUGAAACAUUUCUUGAUGAGCCGGUAAUGUACAGUAAUGUUUUUUAGUAUUUCAUGAGAAAUAUUGUAAAGGUGCAGUAGUUUAUUUACUUAAGCACAAUACAGAAGCUGGAUUCCCUA
Colossoma macropomum (tambaqui) is the source of this 1081-nucleotide messenger RNA. It is a transcript of the gene snapc5, whose product is annotated as small nuclear RNA activating complex, polypeptide 5. The coding region runs from base 126 to 458 and encodes 110 amino acids. Gene Ontology annotation, cellular component: nucleus. Lineage: Eukaryota; Metazoa; Chordata; Actinopteri; Characiformes; Serrasalmidae. Gene Ontology annotation, biological process: transcription initiation at RNA polymerase III promoter; transcription by RNA polymerase II. The record is from RefSeq and is a predicted model, not a curated record. The transcript is spliced from 4 exons.